CAGAAAUUCUUAGAAGAAGUGAACAGGGUUCGGCUUCGUCGCGAACUUGGACCAGUGCCAUGGACCACUGGCGUCAAGUUUGUUAUGGCCAGGAAGUUUGAUGUGCGCAGAGCCGUAGAACUGUUUUACUCACAUGAGAGUGUCCGUAAUAAAGAAGAUUUGUGUUACAUUGAUCCGUCAGAUAAAUUGCUGCAGCGAGAAAUAGCUACUGAGAAGUUUACAGUCCUUUCUGGUCGUGACAACAGCGGAGCGGCCAUCGCUCUGUUCACAGCUCGUGCUCAUCACCCUCCACAGACGACUCACCAGAUUGUUCUCAAGAGUCUCAUCUAUCAGCUCGAUGCUGCUCUACAGAGUUUUGAAACUCAGCGUCAUGGGUUGGUGUUUAUAUAUGAUAUGACAGAUUCCAAGUAUGCUAAUUUCGACUAUGAGCUCAGCAUCAAGAUACUAAACUUAUUAAAGGGAGGAUUUCCAGCAAGAUUGAAAAAAGUUCUUAUUGUGACUGCUCCACUCUGGUUCAAAGCUCCGUUUAAGAUUCUUCGUCUGUUUGUAAGAGAAAAACUUAGGGACCGAGUGUUCACUGUUAACCUAGCUCAGCUGGCACAGUACUUACCUCCAGACACUCUGCCGAGGAAUCUUGGCGGGAUUGUGGAAGCCAAUCACAAAGGCUGGAUUCAGUUAUGCCACAAGGUGGCUACCAAUCAGACCACAGACAUGGACUCAUACUUUAUCUCUCGGAAACGAUCACACAGUUCAGUGGAUGACUGCGAUUCUGUGACGACGCGCAGCGUGUCGAGUGACGCCGACAUUCACUUCAGCGACAUGGACUCGGAGACAUCCAAGGAGACCGUAAACGAGAAACAGAACAGUGAGGAUCGAGAGAAAGAGCGGGAGGACGAAGAGGGGGACGGAGAGAAGGAAGUCGCUAUAGAGAAAGACAGUCACAUGAUCUUCGAGCCCGAGAAGAAGAGGCGGAUGUCUGACACGGGCCGGAAUCUGGAGUCGCGAAAACGCACAUCGGAGAGUUCGGAGAACGUCAAUGGGGAGUUGUCUUUCCCUGAUGGCGACCUGCCCCGCAAGAAGCGGCCCCACUCCUCGGGGUCGAAUAUUCUCGAUGAUUCCAUUCACAUGCCCGAUCAGUCGGGCAUGGAUCUGCAGACGUUAGUGGAUCAUGUGAAAUCCCUCAAGCGUAAAGGGAUGUAUUCGGAGUAUGCUUCCAUUAAAAUGGAAGCUCCAUGUGGAACCUUUCAUGUGUCAAAAGCACGACAAAAUCUUCCAAAGAAUCGGUAUACGGAUGUGUUGUGUUUCGACAACAGCCGGGUCAAACUGCCACUGGUUGACGGGGACCCGUCCUCCGAUUACAUCAACGCAAACUACGUGGACGGUUACUGUCAGAAGAACGCUUACAUCUCUACACAAGGUCCUUUGCCGAAAACAUUUGUAGAUUUCUGGUCAAUGGUUUGGAACAGUCAAUGUCACGUGAUUGUUAUGACAACAAGAACUAUCGAGAGACAGCGGAUGAAGUGUGGUCAGUACUGGCCUAACGAGGAGCACACAGACGAACAGUUCGAGGAAUUCAUUGUUUACAACAACGGCAUUAACUGUCAGAAAGAGUUCACUGACACCAAGCUCUUGUUACACAACACAAAGACUGGAGAAUCAAGGGAGGUAACCCACCUACAGUUUACAAGUUGGCCAGACUAUGGCGUACCUCCUGCAACUGGUUUCCUUGACUACUUGUUCCGUGUGCGGCAGUGCCAAGAAGACGCCACACGGAAGAUGGGAUCUUCAUGGGAGGGUCACCCCCUGGGUCCUCCAAUGAUAGUUCACUGCAGUGCAGGCAUUGGUCGAACAGGUACGUUCAUAACUAUCGAUAUAUCACUGCGACGCCUUGAGGACAUUGGUACAGUUGACAUUCAGGAAACCGUGCGCCGGAUCCGCAGCCAGCGCGCUUUCAGCAUCCAGAUGCCUGACCAGUACGUCUUCUGUCAUCUCGCCAUCAUCGAGCACGCUGUCAGACAGGGCAUGCUCAAGGAGAUUGAGUGGGCGUUCCUGGAUGAUAGUGACAGUGACAGUGAUUUCUAAUGGAAGGAUUUUUGAGUGGGUGCUCCUGGACGACAGUGACAGUGAUUUCUGGUGAAAGGAUUUUUGAGUGGACAUUCCUGGACGACAGUGAUAGUGAAUUUUAAUGGAAGGAUUUUUGAGUGGCAUUCCAGGACGAAAGUGACUGAUUUUUAAAGGAAGGAUUUUUGAGUGGGCGUUCCUGGAUGAUAGCGACAGUGAUUUUUAAAGGAAGGAUUUUUGAGUGGGUGUUCCUGGAUAAUAGCGACAGUGAUUGUUAAUGGAAGGAUCGUUAAGUGGGCAUUCCUGGAUAACAGUGAUAGUGAUUUUUAAUGGAAAGAUUUUUGAGUGGGCGUUCCUAGACACAAAAGCCAGACAGUGAUUUUUAAUUGAAGUAUUUUACUUGGGGAAACACUGAAUGGCAGGAUACAUAUAUAACAAUGGACGUCCGUGAAGGAUGUUGUAUGAAGAGUUCUAGAGGAGAAAAAAAAUUCACAGCUUGCUGUAUGUCUGGGUGAAACUGGGAAAUUUCUGAAGGAUAUUCACAGAAUGUUGUGAGGAUUUAAAAAAUAAAAUUCAGUUACUUGAUGAUUUUUUUAUAAAAAUCUGUAUGCCAGGGCGAUUUAUAAACAAGCUGUUCUUUGUCUUUGAAAGUAGGUGGCUAUUAAUGAACAUUCUCGUAUAAAGGGAACAUUCUCAAACAGUUGUGAUGGUUCUUAGAUAAAUAACAGAGCUGUUUGAAUGUUAUUUUAUAUGAUAAUGAGUACUUGGGGGGGGGGGGGGGGGGGGGGCUUCUGAGGUUUGGAUUUUUUGUUUAUAUACCAAAUGAAUUUAAUGUAUGGAUUGAUGAUGUUUAAUUUUUAUGAUGAAACUGGUCAAGAUGUUUGCUUGAAUGUCGGUAUUUUGGGACACGCCUGUGUGAUAACUGGGACACUACAUGCCAGUGUGAAUGCGGAGUGAUUUCUGGUUAAAUGAUCAUGAUAGAGCACUGCCAGGGCCGGACGGAACUAAAAAUCCUUUAAUAUUGGUGAAUAUUAUUUCUAGUUAUACGACAAUUGUUUGAGAAGUUAUUCGUGGAUUUUAUUUACUUACAGUUCUAGAUGAAAUCCUUUGUGGACCAAUGUGUUGAAGAAGAUACAUUAUUCAGUAAGAAUGUGUUUAACAUACAAAAUGUUAUUAUCAUUACUGAAUAUUAUAUGAUUACCAUAAA
Molecule: messenger RNA, 3268 nt
Organism: Gigantopelta aegis
Lineage: Eukaryota; Metazoa; Mollusca; Gastropoda; Neomphalida; Peltospiridae
Product: tyrosine-protein phosphatase non-receptor type 9-like
Exons: 11
Coding region: 85-2082 (665 amino acids)
Biological process (GO): protein dephosphorylation
Molecular function (GO): protein tyrosine phosphatase activity
Source: RefSeq, a predicted model, not a curated record